GAGGAGUCGAGGACGCCAAAACAAACGUCAACGUGAGUGUUCUGCAUGUCACAUGUCACGUGAGAUUAUGCUUACAGCAAUUCUGUAAUUCCGCGACGAUGAAAUUUGUUGGAAAUAAUUCAGAAGCGUAGUUUAGAAAUUUUACUCUGUUCGCCAAAAAUUAAAUAAUAAAUAACAGCCAUGAACAAAUCGCACAGCGCCUCAGAGUAAAAGAUUCUUUCUUUUCUUGUUUACAAUCGCGAUAUGUCUUCCUCUGACGUCGAUUUCGUAACCGGACCCGCGCGACGCUCGCAAGACCAUCAAACCGAGGAGGAUUUCGGUCUCUGCUACGCGUAUCCGGUGAUCGACGACGAUCGGGACACGAGCGGGGUGCUCACGAGGAACAGGAGAGUCUCGCGAGGGUCGGGCGGUAGAGGCCCGUCCGCCGAGGACGGACUUUACGUAUCCGAAAGCCCGUUCACUGACAAGCUGGUCAAGCCUUAUCGGCUCGACGACGUGAAACCGCUGGACUACGCGGAGUCGCGGCCGCGGUUCCGCGGGAAACUCGUCGAGAUCGCGGUGCGGGACGUACGCGUUCACGCACCGCCGCGCGAGGAAGGUCAGGGGCCGACGCCGGAGAUCGUCUCGGUCUCCGUGCUCUUCAAAGGCAGGUCGAUAUGCACGGUGAACGGCCCGUUCAAUCGGAAACUGUACAAACUGAUGAUGAGAAAUUCGGGAUGCCACGAUCUCUCGAUACAGGUGCACGCGCGAGACGGGGCGUCCAGCGUUCUUCCGUUACCGUUGCCCCAGCGUAGCGUCAGGGACCACAAGGUGGACAUAGAUUUCGCGAUCGGCGACAACUCGGGUAGGAUAUACGCCGGGACCGUCGUCUGCACUGUCUCUCUGUCGACGUACGGCAGCAGCGAGCCGGAGGAGACCAUCAGCGAGGGCCUAUAUAGACCGAGCAACGACCCGAAUGAUCCGCAGAACAGUCUCUCCCUGUCGCGACCUCACAGACGUUCCGCCAGCAACAAGGACGUCAAGUAUUUUCUGCUGAUGGAUCCGGCUCUGAUGUUCGACGCGGAUGUCGGCGCGAUUCGCAAAAAAGCGUCGCCGUGCGACUCGAAACCGCCGGACAUGGUCGUGACCGAGCAGUCCGCGUUCUCUCUGCUGGACGUGUCUCUGAAGAAUCUGUUCCAGGCCAGCCGGCCGCUCAGGCCGUCGUCCAGCACUCGUCGACGUCAUCCCGUAGGGAGAACGAUCCUCUCCGUCACCGUACUGCGCGGAGUGGAGGUGCCGGUGAGAGAGGAAUCGGCGCUGGUCAGCCCUCUGCUGGAGGUGGAAUGGGGCAACGUCGUACACGCGACCGCGACGGCGGAAGGGCCCGCGCCCAUCUGGCAGCAGACCAUGCACUUCGAAUUGCCCAGACAGAGCGGCGAGCACUGCGUGAAAUUUCGCCUGUACGAUCAACAUCCGGUUUGGGGCCAGCAGUGGCUGGGCGAGGCGAGAAUACCCCUGGAGAGUCACCGGAAUUAUCAGGAGCUCGAGCGCUGGAUCGCCCUGUCCCCCCUGUUCAGUCCCGUAUUGUCGUUCGGCUACGUGCAGGCCAGCCCGGGUCGCUCGCACACCCGGAUCUACGCGCUGAUGAGGCUGGAGCAGCCCGGUAACGCCAAGUCCUUGGAAGCUAACGCCAUCGAUACUUUGUUAAAGGGGAUUCAACGCUGCCUGGCAACCCCGUACAGAAUAGCCGGUGUCGAAACUCCCGACGACGCUGCGCGGCUCGCCAUGCUUCUGCCGUCCUUGCCGAUGCACUACGGCCCGGUCCCGCCGCGCCAGGCCUUAAGCGUCAACAAGGUGGAUCACUACGGCAGAGCGGCCUUGCUGGCGACGCUUCUUCAAGGUCUCGGCUUGCAGUCAUAUGUGUUGUUAGGUUCGUCGCAGAUAAGCCGAUGGACCGCGUUUGUUUUGAGCAUCGAGGAAAACGACGCCGUCCUGUGGGAUCCCGAAAUCGGGGAUCGUUAUAAAUUGAGCGACAGUCGCUGUUCGCUGAUGAAAGUGUCCCGCUUGGUCAAUCACUCUGGCAUAUGGGAAAACAUGCAGAAAUCUACUCUGCCUCACAAUUUGAGAUUUAACGUGGCGAUUAGUAAGGAUUGGCGGCCACUCGUACCUGUCGCCGCACCGGCCGGCAAUCGACCCGUUCAGACUUUGGAAUCGACGGUGAUACCGAUGCCCGAGGAAGACGCGCAGGAGAAAGAAGGCGCGCCGGAAGUGGAGCAAUAUUUGCGAGACAAGUUGUCCGGCUGGCGCAGCGCUCUCGGUUUAACAACGAUAUUUAAUCGCCACGCGGUAAGUGUUUUGCGAGGCUUCGUCUCCGACAUUCCGAACGAUGUGGCGCGUCAAGUCGACAAGAGGGACCUGAAACAAUUGUACAGAGCUUAUCACACGCACGGUUUCCUCCUGAAUCUGCGUCAGACCGCCUUUGACGAACUGGCGGAGCAAAUAGCCGCCACGAAGGUUCACCGUAUCACGGGCCCCGUCGAAUUUGCCCUCGUCUGCCACAUGCAACGAUACGUUGGCAAGACGUGCUCGAUCUGGUUGGCUCUAGCGAUUUUACGAAGUCGUGGUUAAUCGCGACUCUUAAUUGCUUUACCUCCUUUCUCGUACAAAGAUAUUUGGGAUCUUCCCAAUCGAUGCGUCUAAAAAUUAAACAAAUAUUUGUAAAUAUUGUUUGGUAACGACAUAGAUAAGAAAAAAAUUGUCUCCUGAAGAGUAAUGGCUCUUGCAAAAUACAAGCUUGCUACUUGCAAGUGGCUGCCAUAAUGUGAAUAAACAAUUUUGGAUUGGUUUAUAUGUCGAAAGCUAAUCGUUUCUCAAUAUUUUUACUUUCCCUAUAACCGCAUGUCGUUACAUCGUGAAAGAUUACGAUUUGUGCAGCCAUUUACGUGUCUGAUACAAUCUCAUUGAUCUGUGUACAAUAUUGGUUGCUUUAAAGUAAUUUUAUUAUCUAUAAGAUAUAUACAAUAAAAGAACACGGAAAAAAUAUUGUAUACAUAAUAUUUAAUACCUAACAGUUAAAAUAAGAAAACUUUGUGAAAACUCUUAUUGAAGGGACAAAUAAACGUAAACCAUGAAGAAUUAAAUAAUGCAUUUCUUUGUUUUAAACUUUAA
Molecule: messenger RNA, 3147 nt
Organism: Temnothorax curvispinosus
Lineage: Eukaryota; Metazoa; Arthropoda; Insecta; Hymenoptera; Formicidae
Product: coiled-coil and C2 domain-containing protein 2A-like
Exons: 3
Coding region: 244-2607 (787 amino acids)
Biological process (GO): protein localization to ciliary transition zone; non-motile cilium assembly
Cellular component (GO): ciliary transition zone
Source: RefSeq, a predicted model, not a curated record